AUGCGGGAAUCAUUCUUGCUGUUAGUGAUCUGCGAGUUUAGUGCCAAAACGCAUGAUCGCAUCGGCAAGCCUGGUGCGUUCCAGCCUGGGUUUUUUCCAGCUAAGAAAUACGAUGUGAAGACGUUGGCCAAGGUCUGUGUUGCCUAUCUAUCGAGUGGUCUCACAGUUACAAAUGCGGUCGGUCUGCUGGACCAGGCUUACUUUUUCGAUGAGCCUUUUCUGGUACAGCGUUGCUGGAAAACUAUUGAUACAAAUACCGACGAAGCACUGAGCUCACCAGGCAAGCACUCUUCAAUGCUAUACGAGUAUAGACUGUCCAAAUGA
This is a messenger RNA of Gongylonema pulchrum, 324 nucleotides long. The record is from the annotation of a GenBank genome assembly. NCBI's taxonomy places the organism in Eukaryota, Metazoa, Nematoda, Chromadorea, Rhabditida, Gongylonematidae.